AUGAAUCUACUCCUCAAUACCGAAUGCAUGGACUGGCUACCUCUGAGAGAAGACAGACUCGUAUUGCAGUCCUCGUCACACUCUAUCACCGAAAGCAGCUUACUUUUGUUUUCCGUGUUGCGAUUGAAAAAAAUUCGAAGUAUUCAAGAAGACAACAGAGUGUAUCUAAACCUUAAUCUAGAUGAACAAGAACUCUAUUUUCAAGCGAAAGACUUUCUUACAGCAAACCCUUAUCUAGAGGGAGAUUUAACGCUCUCGCAAAAUCUAUCCAUCCAAGAGAAGGGGGUUCGAGCAUGGGAAUUCGUGCGAGAUAGUAUGCUUACAAAUAAUGACAUAUUGAUAAUACAGAAGUAUGAAAUCAACUUUUUCAAAAGGUUGGAGUGCUCUGUUCUAACCAACUUGCCCAUUCCAAAGGCGAACGAAGUUUACUACUUCGAAAGCAAGAUUUUUUCUCUCCCAAAUCCUGAAGAAACCAUACUAUCCAUUGGGAUCAGUGUGAAGCCAUACCCUUGGUUCAGGCUACCUGGGAGACAUGCACACUCUAUUUCCUACGAUAGCGAUGGCCAUACUCGCCACAACGAGCCAUUUCCAAUAUCAAACGAGGCACCGUUUCCAAAACUCAUAGAGGGUGAUGUUGUGGGGAUAGGCUACAAAGUUCGCUCUGGAACUGUGUUCUUCACCAGAAACGGAAAGAAGCUAAGUGAGCUGCGGAUUAAUGGGCAUUCCAAAAAAUUUAAACCACAAGCAAAUGGACAAAUCUUCCCAAUAAUUGGAGCCAAUAAUCUCUGUUCAAUCCAUGUAAACAUUGGUCAGCUUGGCUUUGUCUUUAUAGAAGGAAAUGUUAAAAAGUGGGGAUUUGCGCCUUUGCAAGGGAACGGACCAGCACCUCCAGCCUACAACCCAUUCAAUGAUGAUAUUUUGCUCGAGCGUUCAGAUGUGGAUGAGCUGAAUGGUUUGACAGACAGGGAGAAUGAUUUUCCUCCCGACUUCUUGGAUAUCGAUAUUCUUAGUGGUGAGCACAAUGAGAACGGUCUAGAUACGCUGGGAAAUGACCUUAUUACUAUGCACAGUCUUCUACCGGAUCUGCCACCUUGUUAUGAUCAAUCAUCGGCACAUGCCGAAUAUUAUGUCCAAGAUUGA
This is a messenger RNA of Metschnikowia bicuspidata var. bicuspidata NRRL YB-4993, 1140 nucleotides long. RefSeq lists its product as uncharacterized. Bases 1 to 1140 code for a protein of 379 amino acids. Gene Ontology annotation, molecular function: protein binding. The transcript has 3 exons. The record is from RefSeq and is a predicted model, not a curated record. NCBI's taxonomy places the organism in Eukaryota, Fungi, Ascomycota, Pichiomycetes, Serinales, Metschnikowiaceae.